CUCUUCUGUAACUCUAAAGUUCUGCCGGACGACAAAUACACACCCGAACUGUCAUGAAGUAAGGAAGUGGACAUACAUUUUGCUUGGCAUUGUUCCGCGCCCAGGUGCAAGCCCGGCACAACAGCAGCCCUAUAGAAAUGCCUACCUGGCCACGCCAGCAUGGCUUCCAGGAACAAAAGGAAGAGGACAGCGAAGGCAUCGGCGAGGAGCACCUGGCUGCAACCGCGGCUUCGGACCGAUGCAUUUCCAAGCUGGUCGUGUGCGCCGAUGCCAGUUCAAGCGCGAAGGGUCUGAAUGUCGAGGCGAAGAGAGUGGUCACCAUUAACGACGGGGAUUUGUCAGUACUGACGCUGUGGGACAUCCACACGCACAAGGUGAAAACUGGCGAAGGCCAAAAGCUCCCAUCCGAGCUGCGGUCUGGGCCCUCAUAUGCGUUCACUGCGUACGGAGGGCACUGGGAUGCGACUCGGCCGGACUACCUGCAAGUCGCGUUCACGCAGACGUGCAAGGUGUAUCUGCUGUUCGUGAACAAGGCGCGUGUGCCGGCAUGGGUAAAGACCAAGGGCUUCAGGCUGGUGCGCGAGUGCCAGCCCAUGGAGGUGGAGUGGGACUUGGAGCUGGCGUUCAAGAUCGUCGCGGUGAUGACUCAGCGCCUGGAAGAGUGCAAGACUGCCACCAUGCUGCUGUACGAGAGCGACAAGGAGUACGAGCCGGGAGUGGUGCACGGCUUCGGCGGCAUGGGCGGCAAGCAACUUCUGGACUACACCUAUGUGCUGCUGUGGCGCCCGCUGUCAGAAAAGGAGCUGUCUGGGUCGGCGGAAAACGCGGCCGAGAAGCACCGAAGGGACACGGAGAGUGGCGACGGUGACGCCAGCAACCGGCAGCGGCGGGAGGAGGUAUGCCGCAGCAUCGUGGCGCACGUGGUCACAGGCAACCUGGACAUGGUCAAGCAGAGCUGCAGGGCGUACAGGGACCUCCUCGCUGAGGCGCGAAGUGCAGACGGUGCGUCGCCAGCAGCAGCGGCCGCAAUCGGCUCGCAGCAGCAGCUGGCCGGCAAGGACACGGCGCCUGUCCGGGCGCCGGCUGCGGUGCGGUCGCAGGAGCCUUCCGAGUCGGGCGCUGACCCUCGGCACCGGGUGCCAGCACACGGCCACGGUGGCGGGCAGCGCCUGCUGUCCUCGGCGGAUGGCACUGCCGCGAUCGCAGUGGCCCUACCGGGCGCUCGCUCGUCACGUUUCCCCGGAGCAAUGGCAAGGCCCGCUGAGAGCCGCCGAGUGAGCGUGACCUGCGUCGCCCCCGCGCCGCUACAGCCGCCGCUGCGGACAGCUUUCGUGACUCGGUCCGGUGAGCUGCUGACCAGCCGCGCCAUCAAGGUGGACAACUGCGACCCCGAGCUGGUGCUGUACCUGGUGUCACAAGGCGCUGAGAUAAACAGCAACGUGCUCGGCUACAUCCUGGACAACGUCAAGGAGCUGCCCUGCUGCGGCUACACCAGCAUCGGCCACCUGAUGCUGUCGUACAUUUGGCACCAGCGCAACCCCAUAGCCUGCGCCAUGGUCAUGGCAGAGCAUCUGCUGAACAACAGCUCCCACCACACCACCAAGACCAAAGAGUUCAGGGAGCUCGGCCAGAAGCUGCGGAGGCUGGCUGCCUGCCUGGUGGAGAAGCUGGAGCGGCUGGUGGGCAGCUCGGCCAGCAGCAAGGUGGACGAGGAUGAAGAGGAGGUGGACGCGCAGGAGCAGGAGGGCGCGGGCGGGGGCGGGGGCGAGGCGGCACAGGCGCUUGUGGGUGGCGCGGGCCGCAGCCUGAGCGGCGGCAGUGCCGGCAGCAGGGCCGAGCCGGCGGGUAUGGGCACCAGCCUGGAGGACGUGUUGGCGCCGCGUGGCGUGGCGCUGUCCAUCAACGACGCCCAGCCCAUGCAGGUGGCGUACGACACCCAGGACGACGAGUUCAUGUCCACGGGUGUCGUGCAGGAGUACUGCAAGGCCCACUGGCAAGGGGCGGCCUACCAAGCGAAUGCGCUCGUGGAGGUGCAUGGCGAGAGCGCCGUGCACAUACGGGACAAUCGCAUGGUGUUCAAGCUGUUUUGCAACGCCGGCUUUGUGGGCAGCCUCGGGGAGCCCUUCAUGCUCAUCUUCUCCCGCAUGGCGCACAUCAUGAUCCUGUCGUGCCGCCCCUACUUCGAGUCGCCACGCGGGCGGUGGGCCUUCCGGCUCAUGUGCGAGGCCAUCCUGCUGUACGUCUUCCACGCCGUGCAGCUCAUGCGAAGUGAGGAUGGUAUCACGUGGCAGCACCUGCUGCUGACGCUGUACGUGCUGUCCAUGGUGGUGGAUGAGGCGCAGGAAGUGGCGCACAAGUACCAGCGGCGGCUGGCGGUGUACUUUACUGACGGCUUCAACGUCAUUGAGGCAAUCACCAUACUGCUGCUGCUGGGGUCGGGUGGCUGCAAGGCCGGCAUGCUGAUCAUUGGCACCUCGGACCCCGCGUGGGCCCAGCUGCGCACCGCCAAGGACUUCCUGUUCAACACCACCGCUAUGUUCCUGUGGCUGCGCGCCCUGCAAGUGCUGCUGCCGCUGGUGGGCGGGCUGGGCGCGCUACUCAUGGUCACGUCCAAGAUGGUGUGGGAGGUGCUCAAAUUCGCGGUGCUGGGGAUGAUGGUGAUGAUGGGCGUCGCAUUCACCAUGUAUGGAAUGUACAAGGAGCGGGGCGUGCCCGCAAUGGACUCCUUUGCCAACGUGCUGCUGCUGCUGUUCCGUACCUUCCUGGGAGAAACCAUGUUUGACACCAUGUUGACCGAAAAGUCAACGCUGUACAAUCUGUACGGCAACAUCGUGGUGCUGGUGUACACGCUGGCGGCCACCGUCAUCCUGGCCAACCUGCUCAUUGCCAUCAUCAGCUACCACUUCAAGCCGGAGAAGGUGGUGCCGCAGUCCAAGUUCCAAGACGCCGAAAUCCUGAAGCAGUACGAGUACAGGGUGACGCACCAGCUGCUGGGCGCGCCCUUCUCGCUGCCGCUGCUCGUCGCCAAGGCGCUGCUGCCCAGCGGCACCCGCUGCAUGCUGGGCCCGGAGGCUGCCACCUUCAUGUUCUCACUUGGCAUCAUGAACCUGGACGGGAACCCGCUGCAAGAUGAGUCUGCGGAAUCGACUUUCUUCGCCACGGGCAGUGCGGAGCUGCCCUACCUAGUAUUCCUGCUCACCUUCUUCCCCAUGCUCAUAGCCGCCACCUGGGCUCUGGGCCUGUUGAUGGCGCCCUACUGCGUCUUCUACUUCGCCGUCAAGGGCUGCAACAUCUGGCUGCCGGCCGGGCUCAGGAGCCUCACCACGCCCUGGAUGCUGGCGUCAAUGGCCGGUGGCGGCGCCAAGGGGUCCGCGAAGGGCGGUGGCGGCGCGUUGGCAGCUAUGGCAGACAGCCGCAGCAGCACAAAGGUGGUACCGGCGGGUGAUCAGCAGGCUGAUCUGCAGCUGCUGGACGCCCUGGAUGAGGACGAGGCCGCCGACGAGUGGGCCCGCGCCUUUGACAGCCCGCAACAGGAGGGCAAGCUCGCGCAGGGGGCGUUUCAGGUGCUGCAGCUGGGCCUGCUGGUGCCGCAGUGUGUGCUGUUCAUUGUGACGCGGCUGAUCAUGGCGGCAGUGGGCGCACUCAUCUACGGCGGCAUCCUGAUCGGCUUCUGCACCGUAGUUUGGCUGGGCACCUACCAAUACCUCGCGCGCAUCUUCUUCAGCUGCUUCUGGGUGCUGCUGGGCUGGAUGCAGGGCUGGUUUGGCGGCUUCCACGCGUUCGGGGUGGUGGACGACAGUGGCGGCGUGGGCUCCCGGGCGGGCUCUAGCACCGCAGCGCGCCAAGGCCAGGAACAGGGCAGCACGGUCGACGCAGCCGCCGGGGCCGCGGCCGGGCGCACGUCGACGCACGUGUUGGACCGGCGCUGGGUGCGUGCCAACCAAGCAGCGCUCAAGGACCGUGGACAGGUGUUGACCAAAGACGAGAUCAAGGCGGCCAUGUUGGAGGCCGGCUUUGCAGAGGAGUUUGUUGCAUCCGUCACGUUGGGAUAGUGUCAGGUGUGGUAAAGCUAUUGAGGCCCAAGCGCCUAGGUAGGGUACGUACCCCAUGGCCCACAUGUGUCCAGGCCAAGGGUUGCUUUCGGUCUGGGUACAUCUGGAUUUAGCAUGGUCGUGCUUUGGUGCAGCGCGCGUGUGACGCUGUGAUGGCGGUGGCUCCUAUCCGUGUGUGAUUUCGGGGUUGCCGCGCCGCCUUGCAUGCUGUCCGUGCGCUAGUGUGUCCUUGUGAUGCAAGCGAUAUUGCGCUGGAAACUCAAGAACUACUUAGCCCGCACCACACCGCAAACCGCACACACCUUGAGUCCGCAGCCCAUGGGCCGCGCUUGUGUGACCACGAUGAAGGACUGCGGCAACGUGCUGGUCUGAGGAUGCAGUGGAGAGAUAGGUGUUAUGUGUGCAGUGUGUGACAGGGGCUGCGCACGGCAUGCAGCAACCUGUCGGAGAGCUAGUGCGUGGUGGACUCAUGCUAGGCAGCUCGGGGAGCGCACAUCUGGGCUCGGCCCGAGGGAAGGGGCUGCGGAGUGCGUACUGAAUGAAAACAGGCGGGCACCGCCUGGCCAAGUCUAGGAAGCGGCGUGCGCCGCGCGGAUGCCGGUAGGUCUUGGAAUACAGACCCAGUUCCGGUAUAGUGCCUGGAUUUAACAGGUGUUGCUGAUGUUUCCGGUGUGUGGGAUAGUAGGCAGGAAAGAGCCAUGUCGCAGAGACAGCGAAUGGCCCGAACGAGUAUUCAUCUUGCGUGUCGUGUGCAGUCGGGCGGGGCAGGAGCUAGAUAUUAUGCAGGGGGGGCACUGACUGCUGAGGGCUGAGGCACUCGAGAUCUUAUGACCACGCCUCGAGAAUGCGUAAGCAGCAGAUUUCCUACGUUGUAUGCGGGACGCCCGGGAGCUCGCUGUGCCGGGUGCGUGUACGACGGUAUACGGUAUGUUGCGUGUAUGCGUGGCGCGUGCGUGUGCGCGCAUGCAUGGCCCACGAGGCGGUGCACUGCGGCAGGAGUUGACCCAAGAUUGGCAUGUGGUUGGCUUGCGUGGAGGACCUAGUUCAUUGACUGAGCGGCGCUGAUAGCGGCAUAGCGCACCAUCCCGCAUCGCGCUUUGAUGAACAGCUGCAUAGCCUGGCAUACCGCGCUUCGCUGAAGCCCUAUUGUGCUCCUGGCCUCGCAAAAGGGCAGCCGGUGAAUGCACGAAUGAAAGGACAUGCUUGCUAAU
Molecule: messenger RNA, 5263 nt
Organism: Chlamydomonas reinhardtii
Lineage: Eukaryota; Viridiplantae; Chlorophyta; Chlorophyceae; Chlamydomonadales; Chlamydomonadaceae
Exons: 27
Coding region: 138-4052 (1304 amino acids)
Biological process (GO): manganese ion transport; calcium ion transmembrane transport; regulation of cytosolic calcium ion concentration
Cellular component (GO): membrane; cation channel complex
Molecular function (GO): inositol 1,4,5 trisphosphate binding; store-operated calcium channel activity
Source: RefSeq, a predicted model, not a curated record